GCCGUUUGUCUGCAAAUUUAUCAAAUUUAUCUCAACUCUGUAAGUAGAUUAGGCUAUUGCCGUGGUCGGCAAACUCAUUAGUCAAAAGAGCCAAAAUUCAGCAGCAAGACGAUUUUUUAAAAUUUUUAGGCCGAGCCCCACUCAAUUCGCUUAACAGCGGCGUGCAGCUUGCGAACCCUGAUUUUCCUACCACUGGGCUAUUAUUGCAUUGAUACAUUCGCCAGUUAUUUCUCUCUUGUUUAUAAGAGUAAUAGAUUAUCAUUGUUAAGAAAAUAUUUCAUUAUCUCUCACCCCAGUGGUUUAUGUAUAUAAUUUUGGACACCUGAACAUGAAAAUAUUAAAACUCAAAAUACCAGGAGCCUAGAUUCUAUAAAACUUACAAUACCAGCACUCAUAAGUUUAAGAAAAAUUUUGAAAUCACAUUUUCUGAAACAUGGAAAGACUUUUCAAAAAAUGUAUGAUUAAAUUUUGUCUUGUCUUGCGCCAGGUGCAGCAUUAAAAAAUCCAACACAAACGUCAUCACCAGAUGCACCGGAGUGCUGCUGCAGCUGAUGUCAUAUCCCUUGGACAGUGUCCGUCAAGUGUGUUACACAACCAUUGUAGACAUAGUCAAGGUUAGUCUCUGCUCAAUUGUUUGUAGACACAGUCAAGGUUAGUCUCUGCUCAAUUGCUUGUAGACACAGUCAAGGUUAGUCUCUGCUCAAUUGCUUGUAGACACAGUCAAGGUUAGUCUCUGCUCAAUUGCUUGUAGACACAGUCAAGGUUAGUCUCUGCACUAUUGCUUGUAGACACAGUCAAGUUUAGUCUCUGCACAAUUGCUUGUAGACACAGUCAAGGUUAGUCUCUGCUCAAUUGCUUGUAGACACAGUCAAGGUUAGUCUCUGCUCAAUUGCUUGUAGACACAGUCAAGGUUAGUCUCUGCUCAAUUGCUUGUAGACACAGUCAAGGUUAGUCUCUGCUCAAUUUUUAAGUGUAAACAUUUUUUAAUGUGAUUCAAAAGAUUGCAUGGUUUGCUUAAUAUUUUUGGUUACUCUGGUAUAAAUUGUACAAGAACUGGAUAUAGUGAGGUGUGACAACACAGGAUACUACUGUGCUUGAAAAAUCUUUUAAAAUUUCUUACGUUAAAAUUUGUCCUGGUUUUAAAUUUGUAUUAUAAAACUAAAUGUUAACUUUAAAUUUUUGUUUAAAAAAGACAACUGAAUGUUAACUUUAAAUUGUUGCAUAAAAACUGAAUGUUAGCUUUAAAUUGUUGUAUAAAAAUGAAUGGUAACUGUCUUAAUUUUUAUUUGACAUGCUGAAAAUGUACACAUGUCCAUUUAUUUGGUGCACUAAAAUAAUCCUAUAUUGAAGUAUGUUAAUGGCCAAAGAUUAACUAUAAAGUAUGGCUUGCGAAAGAAACAGACCUGUUUACCCUCAAACUCUUAAAAUCGUACAAUAUCAUCACAAAAUCGUUCAAUACAUUAUCUUAAUAGUAAAAAUAAACAUACAAUAUAUGUAAUGUAUACACCUCAAAAUCGUACAUUGUACGUCAAAAUCGUAAGAGUAAACAGGUCUGAAGAAAGGACUGAUACGUUUUCAAAAUCUCUUAUAAAUUUUCCCCGUCAUGUUGACAGAAAAGCCUGCAGGUCAGUCUCGCAACAUCUCCCAAGUCGAAGGAAAGUUUUCAAACCAAGUUUCUCAUGAACCCCGAUGUACUCUAUGAACUCGUUUGUUUCGGACUCAACGACUCGGUGGCUAAGGUAAAAACUAUAGGAACAACAACAACGAAACAAAAAAGUAUUUUAUUGUGUUUGAUUGAGAAUAUUUUUCAAACUUUUAAAAUUGACAAUUUUGUUCAAAUGAAGCAAAAGGUGUGGCCCUUGAUCCCUCCAUUUUCACACCCAGUAUUGGGCUACGCUGGUGACUUGAUGCAGUGCUGUUCUUUAAAGUGUAAAACAUUUGGACGGGCUGUACAUAAUGUCAAAUCGUGAGGAGGCAUCAUACUGACACACUUAUAAAUUACCAGCAAACUUGCUGGCUGCUCUUUAAGUACAGUGCAGCUGAGACAACUUUGCCACAUGGAAAAAUAACCCAUCAGAGUUUUUGUCUACAUUCAGAGAUGAAAUUAAUCUUUUAACGCAUUGCUUCAAACAGAUAUGGAAAAUAACAUUGAAGAUAUUUACAACCGAUCAGAGGAAAACUUUUUUUGGGUUGACUCUGCGUUAAGUUAAUAGAUUUCAACUCUAGCCUAGAGUUGUAAUAAAUGGCAAAGAUCUCAGAAUGCUGAUGGUUUUGAUUGAUUAAUGGGAUAUUUAUAUAGCGCUGGUAUCAAUGCUACUAUAGCAUGGUCACUGCGCUCUGGUUUUCUUAAAUCUAUGCUACGUUUGUUGUCAAUAACCCUAUGGUCCGUCAGAGUGGGCAGUAUCAAAUCCCCCUUUUAAUCAUGUAGUUUAAAUGAGGCAGCUGUUGUUUUGUGAUCACUUGGUGAAUGUCAGUGUUUUAUCCCUGAAAGGUGAGGACCUGUGCCACUGAUGCCAUCCACCAUCUCCUCCAAUCCCAGCUUCUCAUGUCGGACGGGCUCUGGCAAGAAUUUCUACUGGCCCUCUCCAAAUCUUUGCCAGUUCUGCAAGUGAGUCAAAAAAAUUUUUUUUUUAAUCUGAGAAUGUUGAUGAUCUAUUAUAAUUUUCUGCUGACCAGGGGGGGGGGGGUCAAGAUUGGUCAAGUUGAGUCUGUUUUCUCUCCCCUGUACUGUAUACAUUUUUUUUUAAUCUUAGAAUGUUGUUGAUUUAUUAUAAUUUUCUGCUGACCAGGGGGGGGGGGGUCAAGAUUGGUCAAGUUGAGUCUGUGUUCUCUCCCCUGUACUGUAUACAAUAUAUACCAAUGAUAUUCAAAGCUCAAGCUACACCAUUCCAAUCUUAAAAUUUGCUAAUGAGACCACCAUUGUUGGCUUAAUAUCUGAGGGAGAAGGCCUAUACCGCAACUUAGUUACAAGCUUUAUCAAUUGGUGGGAUGAAAAUUUUCUCCAGCUGAAUUUCUCAAAAACAAAGGAAAUGAUUGUAGAUUUCAGGAGGGGGAAACACCAGAUCACAGAUCUCAACAUAAAUCAAAAUGUAACAAAAGUGGAGGCACACAAGUACUUAGGUGUAACCAUUAAUAAUAAGCUAACAUGGCAUGAUCAGGGCUUGAUCAGGGCCAAAUGCUGUAUAAGAAAUUCAACCAAAGACUGUUAUACCUAAAAAAAACUGUAAAUUUCGGCGUAAACAAGCAAGUCGUUAACUUAUUCUACAGUGCAACUAUUGGAAGCGUCCUUAAUUUCAGUAUUACCUGCUGGUGUGGGCAUUCAACGUUUGAUAUUAAACACCACAUAAACCAACUUAUCAAGAAAGCUAGGAACAUUACACAAACUAAACAUCCUUCACUUGAAGAACUAUUUGAAGGAAGAUGUUUUUGUAAAACUAAACACAUUUUGGAUGAUACAUCCCACCCUCUUCAUCAUAGAUACGUAGGAUCGGGCCGUUCGGGACGAAUUCUUUCCAUCAGGGCGAGGACUGAAAGAUAUAAAAAUUCUUUUGUUCCCCAAUCUGUACGAAUUUACUGGAGUGCAUCCUCUGAAGUCACACAUCUUCAUGAGAACUAAUAAGUCCCCGAGUUGGCUAAGAGAACUCACUGAAUGGCUGUUUGAAAUAAUUUAUUAUAAAUGUCUUGUCUUCAAAUUGUCUUAUUUAUGUGCUGAAAAUGUACAAUGCAAUCAAAAAACAUUUCCAUUUAUUUGGAUCAAUAAAAGAAUCUUAUCUUAUCUUAUCUUAUCUUAGUCCAGUUUUAAUACUGAAUAAUCAGCAUAUUUAAAAGUUUAUAUUUCAUCCUUGACUAUAUCUUUACCUGCAAACAGUCACCAACUGGUAAACCAGACCCAAGUGGAAUAAUGUCAAGUUCUGACUUGUCAACUUUUGGCUAGGAUCCACCAAUUUCUUUUUUUCUUUCUUAUUUCUAAAGUAAUUACCGUAUUCAUAAAACUUAUUUGUUUGCUUAGAAAUUCGCUAAGACUUGGGGGGGGAAUGUCUUUUAGUCUUACACAGAUCACAGCUCCCCCCUGGGUCGAAGUCUGUGGUACAUGCUGGACCCCACCACCACCACCCACAACCUGGCCUUACUGGACAAGAUGAGAGGAAGCCUGCGACUGAUGCUUCUGUCCGACAAAAGGUACGAUGAUGUCUAAGUGACUGGUGUAAUACAGAAAUCGUGAUAAUUUCCUGUUGGCUAUCACUACCAUAGGUUAAGUCUGUCUUUCUGUUGUCACUCUUUGUCUGCCGUUAAAGGCUUUUAAGUAUUAAGUAAAAACUCCCUUUUUUUUAUUUCUGUGAUCUGUCAGCCUUUCUCCUACUCUGUGUGCUACAUCUCAUCAUUAAAAGACCGUUGUACUUACUUCACAGAAAUGUUGAAACAAUUAUCCUUUAAAACUCUCUGUCUAAGUCUUGUAUGAAAUCAGCAACUCCUAAAUAAAGAAAGUUUAGCAACUAAUGAAGAUAGAAAACAUUUGUGGGAAGAGUCCAUUGAACACAUUUCUCUUACAAGUCCUACCAUUGUGAACAUCAUCUGGACAAAAUUUGUUCAAAUUGUAAGAGAAAAAAAAGAAGUUUAAAAUAUUUUAAUUUUUUUAAAUUUAAUUAAACAACUAUAUAAUAUGUCUUGUUAAGAUAAAUUCCCUUUAAAAAAAAAGGUUUCUAUUCAUAUAUGGUUCCUUUUUUUUUUUUCCCCAUUGAUGGACGAUUUCCAUAUUUCAAAGGGAUUUAACCCGGCCGUGUCAUUUAUUCCAAUGGAGCACCUGCUAUUUAUUUACUUUCUUUAUUAAAAAACCAGGCUGCGCAUAGACUCCGCCAAACAUCUGAAGUGGUUUCUGAGCAAUGAGCAGGCCGCGGACAGCAAACUUCCACAUGCACGUGACCUUGACCCCGCCAGCAUGUCAGCUUGCCUGAUACUCCAGACAACCCAGCUGGUUGAAGACAACUGCAGCAGAUCUGUGUUUAAGGUAAGUUUUCACCUUGAGAAAUCUUCAAGUUUGGACUUUAUUCUUUUACACUAUUCUCCUUGGCACUGUGACAGCUUUUCUCCAAUGUAUGAAUUACUCAUUAACUGAGCUCUCAAUCUGAUUCUUAUUAAAACGAUACUUGUGGCGUUGAAUGUCUUCAUAAAUAUUUGAAUUUCAAUGUUCAAUAAAAUAAAAUUUUUUUCAAAAUAAAACCUUUACCCUUCUCUUAAAUUUAACCAAAUUUCAUAGUGUUGCGUGCCAUAGAGUGGUAGAUGACAUUUCGACAGUUUAGAAACUUUCAGCUCUUUGCAAGGUCUAAUUAUUUUUUCAAAAGAUCUUGAAUGCAGUCAGGGUAAAGAUGGUUACAUGGUCUGUGGCCAAUGUUCCCUCUAAGGUUUGUUGGUUCAUGUGCAAAAUCAUACAGUUGUGUGCAAAGUUUUACAGCAUCAAUUUUUUUUGUGCAAAAUUUUAAAGCCCACAAACACACACACACACUUACAUGGAAAUUUGCUGCGUGGUACUCAAAACUGCGCAGCUUAAAGGGAACAUUGUCUUUGGCCCUAUUUAGCUGAAUGAUAUAGAAAAAAUACCAGCUUGAGUUCAUGUGCUUGUUAACAUCAUAUUGUUCGAGAUGAUAACUUAUCACAUAUUCCCAUCUGCACCAUAAAAAUUCUCAUCAAUUUUUUCAAAGAAAUCUCUUCAUUUCAUUUCAGGAGGAGGGCGUGCGACAAGUCUACGACAUCUUCAGCUCUGACCCUGUGGAUCCAGCGGUCAAAAAGUCAGCUGGAGACCAACUUGCCAUCAUGAUGAAAGGUAGCUUUACCUCAGAGGAGGUUGUCUAUUUUAAUAAUAAUUUGUUUGUUGAUGCACCAGCUACAAGUUUAUUUUAAAACUUUUCAGAUCCUCACCUGCAUGCAGUCUUUAAGUCCAGGGGCGGGGUGGAGAUGGUGUGCUCUAUAAUACAAAAGUCUGUAUUAAAACCAGGCCAAGACCAAAAACUGCAGGUAACCUCGACCUCUUACCUAAGUACUUUUUUCUAGGUUUAUCUAACAAUACUGGUUCUGGGGAAUAUCCUACAUCAAUUAAAACCGAUUAGCUCACAAAGACCAACCAAUCAAAUUCAUCUAAAGUAUUCACCUCACAGAAAAUGACCAAUGUCCGAUCCAUUAAAAUGCCAUAUUUUUAUCACCAGGAUGAUGCAAGCCCCUACCUGCCAGCUUGUCUCUCCAUCCUUCAUAGUCUGACUCAUCACGAUUAUUCCCUUCGACACACCCUGGCAAGGGACCAUACCCUGUAUACCGAUCUGCUGCGAGGUAAUGCUCUUCAUCCAGCCACAUUCUUCCAAACUGAUUGCUUGUGAUUUCAUUAAAGAAUAUUAUGAAUAACUGUGUCAAUAUCCUGCUCUAUAUAUAUUACAAUAUCAAUCCUUACCAAAAACAAUUACUUGCUAGGAAUGUGUUAAAAAAAUUAUGAGUUUGAAUUUUAUUAUUUUUAUCUAAUCCAUUUGAUGGAAUCCGUGCCAUAGUCCUGUUAGCACUCUGAUUGUUUUACUGUAGUGAUUAUCUGAUGGACAGUCUCAUUUAUUCUAUUUAAGCAUUGUUAGUUAGAAAUGUACCCAUCCACUGCAUCCAUAUAUCCAUUCACAUGCAUCCACAGUGAGUCUACUCAACCAGGCGGAUGAGCAGCUAAAGAUAGACACGUCUCACAUCUUGACACUGCUUCUGUUUGAUGAGGUGGCAAAGUUUGAUGUUGGGUAUGUUGAGUAUAUGGUGGGUAUGUUUAGUAUAUGGUGGGUAUGUUUAGUAUAUAGAGGGUAUGUUUAGUAUAUAGAGGGUAUGUUUAGUAAAUGGUGGAAUGUUUAGUAAAUGGUGGGUACGUUUAGUAAAUGGUGGGUACGUUUAGUAAAUGGUGGUAUGUUUAGUAAAUGGUGGGUAUGUUUAGUAAAUGGUGGGUAUGUUUAGUAAAUGGUGGGUUUGUUGAGUAAAUGGUGGGUAUGUUUAGUAAAUGGUGGGUAUGUUUAGUAAAUUAUGGGUAUGUUUAGAAAAUGGUGGGUAUAUUUAGUAAAUGGUGGUAUGUUUAGUAAAUGGUGAGUAUGUUUAGUAAAUGGUGAGUAUGUUUAGUAAAUGAUGGGUAUAUUUAGUAAAUGGUGGGUAUGUUUAGUAAAUGGUGGGUAUAUUUAGUAAAUGGUGGGUAUGUUUAGUAAAUGGUGAGUAUGUUUAGUAAAUGAUGGGUAUGUUUAGUAAAUGGUGGUAUGUUUAGUAAAUGGUGGGUAUGUUUAGUAAAUGGUGAGUAUAUUUAGUAAAUGGUGGGUAUGUUUAGUAAAUGGUGAGUAUGUUUAGUAAAUGAUGGGUAUGUUUAGUAAAUGGUGGGUAUAUUUAGUAAAUGGUGGGUAUGUUUAGUAAAUGGUGAGUAUGUUUAGUAAAUGGUGGGUAUGUUUAGUAAAUGGUGAGUAUGUUUAGUAAAUGGUGAGUAUGUUUAGUAAAUGGUCGGUAUGUUUAGUUUAGUAAUUUUCAUCUAAUUAAGGUACUGACCAAACAAAAGAAACCAACCAUUUAUACGCAAAAUAAUUUUAUUAUUUUUCUAAUUUUAAAAAAAUUGUUUAAACAUCCCAACCUGCAUGUGUUAUUAGUGCAAAGCCUGGCUACAUUCCAAUCUUCAUGUAUCAAUUAGUAGUUCAAUUUGUGGAGACAUUUCUUUGGACUGCGUUUUGAUGUUUAUCUUCAAAUUCAAUUCAUCUGCUUUUUUCUCCCUUGCUCAAAUAACAUAAUGGUAUCUUUAUACAUCUUUAUAUUUAUUUAUUUAUUAUACUUUACAAAUUUAAGUAAAAUAUAAUUUGCUAGUUGUAUAUAUAUUGUGAUUAUAGUCCUAUGCAAUGUUUUAUCUUCAAUCAAUGACUUUUUAGAAUAAUUAAACCUUAAACAACCUUCAUGAAUAAGAAAGAAUAAUAUCUAAAAAAACAAUUUUUUUUCCUUUAAAGAUGAAAUUUGAUUGCCUAUUGAAGUAUGUUUAAUGGGCUGUACAUCUGCAUAAUUUUUAAUAAACUUAAAGAGAGGGUUGGAAAGCUACCCCAAUAGGCACAAGCGUCAGAGCUAGACAGGUGUCGAUAAACACUUGUAAGCCGCGGAACGCAGUCGAAAAUACUGAAAGGAUUGUUUGUUUUUGAUGAUGUGCACACCCAUUUUAGGUAUGGGAAGUUGGGUGGAAAAAAAAAAUCUUUGUAUCUAGUCAUUUAUUCCUUUUUUAUUUUCUUUUAAGUUUUGGAUAAAAUACUUGAACAACUUUUUGAAGCUUCUGUGCAAAAGUAACGGACGUAGGUGUUUCGUUUUUUUUCCCCAUACAGAUUUGGUCAGUCCCAGACUCCAGGAACAAAGUUUAGUCUUCCUGCUCAGGUCAUUCAAAGGUACGAUGGGUCAGGUCAUUCAAUGGUAUGAUGGGGUCUGGUCAUUCAAAGGUAUGAUUGGUCAGGUCAUUCAGUGGUACCAUCUUUAUGGUCCUGUAACCAGCAUUCAUGUUUGGUGGCUACUUUGAUGAGGCAAAUAUUUUAUUUUUCAGGUAAAUGGGUGAUCAUUUGCCAAACUUUUGUUUUAAACAAAAUUUGUGGAUAUAGCACUUUGUGCAAAGUAAAAGAUAGUCAUAGAAUUAAGUUAUUUAUAGACAAAAAUGGAAUCUUGACAUGUUUUAUUAAUUAUCUAUUAAUAUUUCCACAACCAUUUUGUUUAAUAAAAGACAUGGCCACCAUGUGAUAACAUGUUCAAUGUCCAGAUUCAGUCAGUCAGUUAACUUCUCAUCUGCCAUUCUAAAUUGCAAAUAUCCAUUCCAACUGCAGGUACCGCCUCCCCUUCAAGCCCAACUGUCAUCACAUCAGCAGCCCAAGCGCUGUAACUCUGCCUGACCCCAGCAAAGACAUCAUGGUGACCAGCGGCCCAAGAGAGAUGAUGAAAAUUGCCUGGAACUGUGCCUGGCAAGGAGGACUUGACGCUCUCCUGGAAUCAUUCGAAACCGGCCUGGUCUCUGCAACCAACAAUGAGUCAGUACUUUGGUGCGGCUAUGAUAAUCCACCUUUUAAGCCUUGCUGUCUUUCAACUAUUACAAAUUAAAAUAUGUUGUUUUUUUAUAGAAAUUUUCUAAAUUAUAUUGGGGUGGGGGUUUCCCCAUUAUGUCUAUGUAUGGGCUUACAUUGUUUCUAUGUAUGGGCUUACAUUAUGUCUAUGUAUGGGCUUACAUUGUUUCUAUGUAUGGGCUUACAUUAUGUCUAUGUAUUGGCUGACAUUAUGUCUAUGGGCUUCCAUAUAUAGGUUUGGAUCAUUAAGCUUAAAACUUAUGUCUACAGGCUUCCGUUAUGUAUAUGGGUUUCAAUAUAUAGGUUCUGAAACUGACCCGCCUAUAUUUUGCAUAUAAAUAAGAAAAAGAUUGCCUGCUGCGAUUGUAUUCUUAUUGUGUAGAGAUUAACUAAAGAUUACACAGUAUGUGCUCCUUCUCUACCCCCAAACGCAACUUCUGAAUUUAGUUUUUUGUGGCACACAUAAUGUUGACUAUUGGCCAGCCACAGCUGACUCUCUUUAAGUUAUGCCUUGACCCUCUGUAACAGGUCAUAAACCACACAUGUGAGAAGAAUAAAAGGAACAAUUUCUCUUUAUGGAAAAAUGAAAUAGAGGGAUGUUUUUUUGGUGUAGAUUUCCCUUGCUUAAUUUAAGACAGUCUGAUUCCAUCUUUGAUUUUGUCCAGGUUCAGUGUAGAGAACUCUUUGAUUGCCCUUGCUUAAUUUAAGACAGUCUGAUUCCAUCUUUGAUUUUGUCCAGGUUCAGUGACGUGCUGGCAUUGACGCGUGUCGAGCGUGUUGUGCUUGAAACUUCCAGCGUGUCAUGGAGCAUGUGCUCUAACAUCAGGUCAAUCCAGGAGGCAUCAUCGCACGCCUCUGUGAUUGCUGCCCUUGACAGGAUGUUGUCCUACACUACAGCUCUCAAGAUGGCGUCCAUGGUGCAGUUCUUCUCAAGCCAUGAGUGGUAUCUAGUCCUGGAAAAGUAAGAAAUUACUGAAGUAUGAAUAGUGGAAAUAUUGCCAUCCCCACAGUGAAUACUAUUGAAGAAUCAGAACUUUGAAUGUCAUGAGCUUAUAAUUAUAAUAAUUGUAUUAUUAGAAAGUGCUCAUAAUUCUUUUUUUUAUAUUUUUUUUAUUUCUAUUUAUUUUUUAAUUUAAAACAUUUUUGUUGCAGAUUUAAAAUUCAAUGUUUAAAAUGACAUUUUAAUUCUUUUAAACAUUUCUUUUUUCAAAGUUUUUCAUAAAUUUCUUUAAAGAAAACCAUCAGCAAACAUUUGAGAAUCUUGAUUCUCUUAACUAAACCUGCCCACUUAAAUAAUGCACAAAAUGAAAAUAUAUUUUGUAUAUUUUGUUCCUCCUUCGCAUGCGAAGAUGACCAAGGCUUUGACUUGAGUAGCAGCCUUGACCUUGACUUGAGCUGUAUUUGUUAUAAAUGAAGGAGAGUUGCUCAAUCUAUCGGCCUCACUCUCUCGGCCUUGCCUAUUUGAUGCAAUGGCAGGACUUAGUUAAGAGUACUGAAAAAUAGACCAGGAUGCAGCAGAUGACCAGCAGUGUGUUUGUGUGUGUGUGUGUUCCAGUGUGCUCUUUAUGCAUUCUACGUCGCAGGAGUUGCCGGAAUGUUUCACUGUGCUCUUUAUGCAUUCUACGUCGCAGGAGUUGCCGGAAUGUUUCACUGUGCUCUUUAUGCAUUCUACGUCGCACGAGUUGCCGGAGUGUUUCAUUGUGUCAAUGUGGUGCUGCCUUUGGUUGACACGUCAAUCCACCCGGGAUGGGGGUGUUUUUGCUUGCCUAGGCUUUUGCCAGGGAUUGAACUCUAGGCCUCAAGCUUGGGGUCGAGUCAGCUUGGGGUCGACUUUGCUUGGGGUCGGCUCGGCUUGGGGUUGACUCAGCUUGGCCACCCAGCACCAUAUUCGAAAUAUAUAUAUGACAAUAUAAACAUAUAUACGUGACACCGAGCAAAGUAUAAACAGAAUUGAAUGUGUAUAUUAGAAAGACAGAUGAUCUAUAAAUAUUGCUGCAUCAUGUCUUUAUAUUGGGCGAUUUCAAAUGUAAGCUAAUGUUUUAACUCACUUUUGUGUGUCCUUGACCUAGGUUUAUGAUGGUGACCCCCGCAUCCGUGUCCGACCAGUCUCUCCUCCUGCACAUCCUUCGGUUUAUCAGCUCUGCCUUUCAGUACUUGAAACCACACCCCUUGUCGCCCGGCCCCGCCCUUGUUUGGUUGGUCAACAAGCUGCAUCAACCCAACGGACCGCUGGUGAAUUUGCUGAACACACCAACGUCUGGAGCGGAUUCUGCACUUCCCAGUAUCAAGAGGUAACCAUGUUUAAAGACACACAUUGUCAAAUGCAGUCAUGAGAUUCAUUUAGCAGAUUAUUUUUUGUCUCCACCAAUAAAUAUGUGAAGCUUUAAUUUAUGCAUUCAAGAUUAUCCUAAAAACAAUAAAAUUAUGCAAUUCUCUGAAAAUUCUGCUAAUAAAUGUUGGGGUUGCAUGAGGGAAACUGAAGAGAUGGUAUUCUUAUGAUGUCAGGUUGCUGAGAAAUGACUGACGGCAAUUCACACAAAAUGUUGUUUUUUGUCAAACAUAGACACUUUGGUGUUUUUUUUAAAUUUUAGUUUCGUAUCUUGUCCCACUUCUGCCAUUACCCCAAUGCAGGCUUUUAAAACUUUUGAACUAACUUUGUUAAAGUCCACCCUCAUAACAUGUUUUAAAAAAGAUUAAUUCAUGUGUCUUACUCCAAGUGUUUAUUUUAUCAUUGCAGAAGUUUGAACAAAGAGUUACUGCAUUAUUUGACCAGUUUAAACUUGACCCUCCCCUACCAGCUGAGUCUCAGGUCAGAUUACGGCAUUAGUUCAAUCAUAAGUGCAAUAUGAGUUUCAGAUCAGAUUACAGCAUUAGUUCAAUCAUAAGUCCAAUAUGAGUUUCAGAACAGAUUACAGCAUUAGUUCAAUCAUAAGUCCAAUAUGAGUUUCAGGUCAGAUUACAGCAUUUGUAGGAAAUAGUAGGAAAUAGGAAAUAUCAGUUAAAAUUUUUGUUUGUUCUCCCAAAUUCACAAAAGGAUUCUUUCAAAUAUAAUAUUGUGCAGAAAGUUCAAAGGUCAGCUACAUUUUAUAGUUUUUAAUAAUUGGAGAUACUGAGCAAGAGUGUAACUGAAGUCUCUUGUAAAUAAAAUAAGGAAGAAGUUACUCAAAUUAUUCAGCAUGUCCCGUCAUAGAUUUUAAAAAUAUCUUCUUUUUUUUUUCUGAAAUUAUUUAUGGUUUCUUAAAGUAACAUUUGUAUCGCACGUCCAGACUGAAGCCUGUCCAGAUGAGAGGAGAUUUAGUGAGGGCCUUACAGAGAGGACUCAACAUUACAGACGCCCCGCACUUCUACAAUUUGGCGACAUUAGAGGGAAAUCUGGCCUGCCUCAUGCACGUCACAGCCAGGUCAGCCUGGGGUUAAAGAAGUUAAUUACUAGGCACUAAAACAAACACGCGCGCACACAACCGCACAUAUAGAGACAUGAAAUGUUAGCACUCCACGCCAUGUUUUCUGUUGUUUUGAAUUUUGGUCAACAUUUUAACUCUUAUCAAAAAAGUCUUGGGUACAAAUUAAUCCUAACACAUAAAAGAGGAGCAAUUAAAUUAGAGUAUUUUGUGAUAAUGUCUUGUAUUUUCAGACCAGGCUGGAGCCGAGAGACUUCGAGUUUGGACGCCGCGUCAUUGUGUAAUCAACUGCUCAACAGUUUGCUAGAGGUAAAUCUGUGAUUUCUUUCCCUUUGCUGUGGUUGACAUCCAGGUGUUGUAAUUUUGCUUCACCACUGACAUGAUUGGGAUCAUUCAUUUAUGUUUCUUUUGUAUUCAUUCAAGGGGGAGAUUCGUGUAAAAAAAAAAUUGGAAAAUUGAAGAAAAAAAAAAAUUCAACCAAAAAAAAAAUGAUUGAAUUAUGUAUUUGAACAUCUGAUGGAGACAUGUUUGCGAAACUUAUUAUUGUUAAUAAAAAGUCAAAAUAUGUUAUUUAACUUUUUUAAAAUGAUAACUAUAGAAUAACAGCUGUGCUUUGCAGAAGGCACAAAUGUCACACUGCAUGAAAAUCAGUCUUGUUCUUAUGUUAAUAUCCAUAUUUUGUCAUCGGUCGCUUUUAUGAUUGUUAUUUUGUGUGUCGACCGAUCAGGUUGUCUGGUCAUUUCACAUCGGCAGAGGUGGCACCUCUCGGUCCUACAUGGGUAAAGGUGUCACCAAGUCCAGUACCCUGUGCCUGAGACACCUGGCCUAUGAGAUGAUAAGUAACACAGAGGACCAGGUAUUCAACUCACCUUUUUAAUGGGACUUGACUCAUUUGAUUCAUUGCCCCUAUUAUCGUGCCCUUUGCCCUCGUUAAUUUGCAUAUCAGCAGCCAUUAUUUCUUUUCUCUAAAAUUAGUUUUAAUAUGCAUUUAUAUGCCUAUGUUUUUAUGUUUGUUUGUUGAACUUUGACCUUUGGAUCCACUAACAACUGCUGGCCGUUGUUCUCAGGAGUGGGCCAAGAGCUGGCUGUACACAAGACAGGAGCCAAACGGUGGGACUGACCAUGGCCUAAACUGGCUGUUGACACUGUGGGCAUAUAGAGAUUCAGAGGUCAGACGCUAACCAGUAUGGAGUACAAGGCUGUAGAAAAAGGGGGGGGGGGGGGCAGUCACUUUUGCAAACAGCUGUUGUGUUUUUAACAAAAAUUUCUCAAUGAAGGUUUUCUUCAUGGCGGACAUAUAAAGAAAAAAAAUACACUGAAGUAAAAUCGGCUCACAAAUAAUAUAACAAGUUUUAAAAUAUUUACACUGUACCUAAAAUUUAGAUAAACGGUGGGACUGACCAUGGCUUAAACGGGCUGUUGACACUGUGGGGAUAUAGAGAUUCAGAGGUCAGACGCUAACCAGUAUGGAGUACAAGGCUGUAGAAAAAGGGGGGGGGGGGUGCAGUCACUUUUGCAAACAGCUGUUGUGUUUUUAACAAAAAUUUCUCAAUGAAGGUUUUCUUCAUGGCGGACAUAUAAAGAAAAAAAAUACACUGAAAGUAAAUCGGCUCACAAAUAAUAUAACAAGUUUUAAAAUAUUUACACUGUACCUAAAAUUUAGAAUUUAUCAGUUAAUGACAAUGUAAUAAAUUCCAUUCUGGAAUUAAUAAAUCGUUAAACUUUGUUUAAUUUGCUGUAAUUGGUCAAGCUAUCAAUAUUAUUUUUUUCUCCCUCUGUCAUCAUUGUUUUAGGUAAGGGCUGCUGGCCUUGGCAUUGCUGUGGCCUUGACCUCUACUGAAGCUGGUCGUCUGCUUGUAACUGCCAACUGUAAGCACAUCCCUGGCGGUCUGUGGGGAGCAGCGUUCAGCAUCUUGCUGGACCCGGAGGAAUGUUGCAUGGUCCGCCAGCAGGUAGCCUCCUCCUUGUGAUUCCAUUUAGAUACACAUGGGUCUUCUGGUUUUUUAUUUUCCAUCAGCACAAGACACCCACUCCAGCAGACCUCUCAAAGUGGGACAUCACGCGGUAGCUCCCCAGGUUCCCAUAUUGUUAAUCAAGAAAUGGUGUUAACUGAGGCCAGAAGUUCGCUUCUGCAUUCAUUCUUCCUAUACCCUAUUGGCGCACAUCUGUUUUUCUUAAUCUUGAAUAAGCGGAUGAAGAUUUGUCGCAUUUCACUGUGACCUUUGCCAUGUAGAAAACUGUAUGUUAAACAAAACAAGAAAAAUCAUCCUUCUAAAUACAUGCAACCAGCAGAUAAAUGUAUUUGCUGGUUAUUUUUAACAUGACUUCAAUGAUCACGGGGUCAUCUUUAAAAUAUGUACACAAAAAAAAUUUCUGUGUUCCCUAUGGGCCGUACUUCAAACUUAUGUCCUUUACUAUUGUGCUUGUUGCAAUAAUGAUGGCAGUGGUUUAAUGUCAGCGUUUGGCAUAAAAUCUUGCUUAAAUUCCCAGUUUAUAUUUUUUUUACCUAUGCCAUCGCCUGUAAAUCUGGUCACAGUUUUUAAUGUUAGUGUCCACAUAAAUCAGCUGAUUCAUUGUCAUGCCAGGCUGCCUUGUUGCUAGUCAACUUGACCGCACAGCCCAUGCCAAGUGGAGAUGUGGAGACAACUCCUGGUACAUGGCAAGGACCACUGGUAAUAGACCCUGAUUAUCAGGUCAGUAAAUGUUGUUGUUUUUUCUGUGUGUAGAAAGACUAACGCACUGGUAAAGAAAUAAUAAUUCUCUGUGUGUAGAAAUACCUAUGGCUCUGUUUAAAGAAAAAUCAAAUUCUCUGUGUGUAGAUGUGCCAACUCUGUGUGAAGUUGUGCCAACUCUGUGUGGAGAUGUGCCAACUCUGUGUGUAGAUGUGCCAACUCUGUGUGUAGAUGUGCCAACUCUGUGUGAAGUUGUGCCAACUCUGUGUGGAGAUGUGCCAACUCUGUGUGUAGAUGUGCCAACUCUGUGUGUAGAUGUGCCAACUCUGUGUGUAGAUGUGCCAACUCUGUGUGUAGAUGUGCCAACUCUGUGUGAAGUUGUGCCAACUCUGUGUGUAGAUGUGCCAACUCUGUGUGUAGAUGUGCCAACUCUGUGUGUAGAUGUGCCAACUCUGUGUGUAGAUGUGCCAACUCUGUGUGUAGAUGUGCCAACUCUGUGUGUAGAUGUGCCAACUCUGUGUGUAGAUGUGCCAACUCUGUGUGUAGAUGUGCCAACUCUGUGUGUAGAUGUGCCAACUCUGUGUGUAGAUGUGCCAACUCUGUGUGAAGUUGUGCCAACUCAGUGUGUAGAUGUGCCAACUCUGUGUGUAGAUGUGCCAACUCUGUGUGUAGAUGUGCCAACUCUGUGUGUAGAUGUGCCAACUCUUUGGACAUGAACUGACAAUAGUUGUUGAAAGUUCAAGGCUGAUCAGAACAUGUUGAUUUUAUGAACUCUUUUUGUCUUCAUUGUCUGGCACUCGAUGCUGAUCAGUACAUGUUGCUUCCCCCCCCCCCUCAUCUGUUGUCAUUGUACAUCUCUAUGUUGUCAUUUCUCUGUGUUGUCAUUGUCCUCUCCCUGUGUUAUCCACUAAUUGUGUUGUCAUUGUCCUCUUUCCGUGUUUUCAUUGUCCUCUUUCGGUUUUGUCAUUGUCCUCUUUCCAUGUUGUCAUUGUCCUCUCCCUGUGUUGUCACUGUCCUCGCUGUGUGUUGUCAUUGCCUUCACUGUGUUGUGAUUGCCCUGUCUCUAUGUUUCCAUUGUCCUCCCUCUGUGUUGUCCUCGCUGUGUUUAUGUGUAUAAAGCUUUCACAUAUGGUUUCUCACAGCUGAUGUUAAUCGGGACCAAUGCACUGGUCGCCCUCCUUGACCACACCAACUUCUACGCCAGCCUCGCCGACCUCUUGAACUCCCUGUACACAUCCUCCCUGGUCCAGCCCGUCCUGGCCACCACCGUUAUCUCCAAGAUGAUGGAGUCCUCGUUGGACAUCUCUGUGUCCAGUGGUAAGCCCAUCCGAUCAUGUACCAUUCAUGCUGUUAGCUGCCAGUAUCCCAGCCAUUAUGUCAUGGAAAGGGAGAUCACCCCAUCUACAGCUUACUUCAAUGUUAUAGUGCUGCCUAUGCCUGGGCCUAUUUUUUUGUUUUCGUGGUAGAGCUAUUUUUAGUCACUGUCACCAGUCUCCCUCUAGUAUGGCCUUGAUCUUGAUGUCAGCGCGUACAUGUGCCGUGUCAUUCCUUACCCACCCCUGCCUUGACAGGGAAAAGGUUGUUUAUGUUCAAAUGUGUUCUUUUUGUUCUAAAGAAUGCCAUCAUGUGGCACAAUUAAUAGAAUUUCUUUACCAGAUCGUUCUGAUGACAUCCCUAUAUAUAUAUAUGCCCGCAGAUUUCUUAGCAGAGGUAGAGUGAGAGAGAGAUAUUUGUGUUUGUUAAGUAAUAUUAGUAUAUUUGAGGAGUGUACCUUUUCACUUGCUGUGCUGUAAGUUGAUAUAGUUUUUUUGUUGUUUUUUUUCGUUUCUGUAUUUGAAUUUUUUUAUUGAUAAAAAAUUUAAUAGUGUAAUUAAACUGAAUAUUGUUAGUAUCACUAGCAGCUUUGGUAUCGUUUUCUGCAUAUACUGUUUUUCUCAGUCCAUUGUUGCGUAUUGUUUAUUCUACAAGCCAAAUCUUAAAAGAGAUUAAAUUUUCAAAACCAUAGCGUUUGUAACAUCAAUCAUGUGAGAUGCCUGUCUCAACAUACAGAUAAACUCAUUCAUUCCAUCAUGUCAGAUGCGUAUCUCAACAUACAGAUAAACUCAUUCAUUCCAUCAUGUCGGAUGCAUAUCUCAACAUACAGAUUAACUCUUAUCAUUCCAUCAUGUCAGAUGCUUGUCUCAACAUACAGAUUAACUCUUAUUGUUCCAUCAUGCACCUGUAACAAGUUUAACCCCAUAGUGCUGUAUGGUUUCAUUGCCUUUGUUUGAAUGUCUUGUUAUGAACUGAGAUCUGUUGAAAUACUUUUCUUCUAGAUACAACCGGUGGAGACAAGACCGGGUGGACGACGGGGCUAACGAGUGUCUCCAGCUGGUCAACAAACCCCACAGGGAACCCCACCCCAAACCUCACACCACGAUCCAGGGUCAGUCUCUUAGGUUUAAUUUCAGCUUUGUUUUACUGUCACGUUCCCUCCAGCAUCACAUGGGCGGCACACUCCAUCUUCACGGGCGGCACACUCCUUCUUCAUCAUUUACCAUCUUUACCACAUAACAUCAACACCACUUUCCAUCUUCACCACAUUACAUUUUCACCAGAUACCAUCUGCACCACAUACCAUCUUCAACCUUUCUUUUUCACCAAGUUUUUCUUAUUAACUCUUUUUUCUGCAACGAUUGAUGUGCCGUCGGGGUUUGGCUCUACAACAAUCAUAACCAGAUCAUCUAGCACCAAUAGUUGGGACAUCUGUCCACUGAGAUCCACCCAUCAGUUCAGUUUUGUUUUGUCCUCAGGUGACACUUUCCACUGACCACAGCAAGUUGUCCAGUCGAGAUAACACGCUGAGCACCUCAACCAACACCGAUACCUCUCAUGGAGUGGACGGUCAGUGCAAAUAUUACAGUACUGUAACAUUAAACAUGACAAUAGUCACAAUGACCUACAGUAGUUAAGCUCAGUCAAUAAAUCUUAUCAUAGCUUUUUCCAACCAUUCUAUAAUGAGAUGACAUAAUUAACUAUUUCCACACAUUCUAUAAAGAGAUGUACCUAACAAACUGUUUCCAACCAUUCUAUAAAGAGAUUCACCUAGUAAACUGUUUCCAACCAUUCUAUAAAGAGAUCCUUUCACACCCCCCCCCCUUUUUCCCCUUUUUCCCCCUUUUCUUUUUACAUUGCCCUUGUAAAAUUUUGUUGUUUAAGUUCAAUAAAGAAGUCAAUGCCCUUUUUCUAUCUUUUUUUUUUUUAUAAUUUUUUUAUUUGUGGUCACCACACUUCAUUGGUCAAGACUAUCAUACGCUGGCAUUUGAGUCCACUGUAAUGAUUUAUUAUUUGCCCUGUGGGGAGGGGAGUUUAAGCAUAUCUCCUCCCACUAUGCCAUUGACAUGACCCAGCCAUUCCAGUAACUGCAACAAUUCUGUGACAGGCGGGGCAUACAAUCCUCAAGGACAACCAGCCCCCAAUCAGAACUUGGCCACUCCCAGUCUCAUCUCCUCAAUGGUCAAACUCUUGGUCAACGUCCUGAACUUGACCCCUCACACGUGCCUGGACAAGAUUAGAGCUCACUCCAUCUUAACCUCUCUGAUCAGGUGAGUGGUCUGAAUGACCUACUUUGAUAGGUGUCUGAAUGACAUACUUUGAUAGGUGUCAGAGGAGGUGAGUUGUCUGAAUGACAUACUCUCAUAGCUGUUUGAAUGGCAUACUCUCAUAGUUGUCUGAAUGACAUACGCUGAUAAAUGUUUUCAGAGAAACACCUUAAAGGUCAGUAACAGAAUGUCAGUAUUUUAUGAUCUAACGGUUUUUGAAAGGCGGACAAACAAUAUUUAAAUUUAAAGUCAUGUAAAUUUCCAGUACCUGAUUUAAAAAAACAGGCAGGUUUACCAUUCGCUAAGAGCUUUUUAAGAAAAUAUCAUAUACAACUUCUCUCAAUGUUUUCCUGCACAAAAUUUUAAAUAUUAUUUUCUUUCAAGAACCCAAUUCGAACUGCACUUGCCAUUUCUUACCUGGGAUAUUAUGCCUUGGUAGUAAAACAGAUAUGUGUACAGUUGAAAUGAUGAGAGCCUAGGUUGGAUUGGUUUAAUAUAAUGUCAUUGUGGUGUUUAAGAGGAUCAGUUAAAACAGAAAUCAGAUAAUUGUAUGCCAAUGUAAAAUAUCAGCUAAUAAUUAUCAACUAAUAAAUAUCAACUAGUAAAUAUUACCUAAUAAAUAAGAAUGUAUAAUAUCAUCUAAUAAAUAUCAUCUAAUAAAUAUCCUCUAAUAAAUAUCAAUUAAUAAAUAUCAUUUAAAAAAUAUCAACAAAUAACUAUCAAAUGAUCUAAUGAAAUCGUCCAGUACCAUCAACCCUGGAACCAUUCACCAGCUUUGUGAUGAGAUGUCCAGAGGCCGGACAGGGUCAGCCAGUGCCCUGACUCUUAUUGACCUCUUGCGGAUGUAUGAAUCCGUCGCUGACCUUCUGACAGCUUGCGUCAUCAACGACACAAACUCCAGGCUGGAGGUCUUGGGAAAUGAAACAGGGCUGAAGUCUCUGACCUCGUUGGUUGUGCUGCAGUGGCAAGGUCAGAACAUUUGUAUCUCGUAUGUGUUUGAGGAUAGUGUAGGGCAGGCAAAUUUUUAAACCCCUUCUGCCAAAAUCCGUACUUGUUUCCUUCAUCGAAUUCUUUAACAAUUUAUUCAUACAUCGUAGACGCACCAAAUUGAAUGUAAGUGCUUUUCCAAUAGCCAUGUAAACUUUAAUCCAGAAAACAUAUCUCUCAGGCUGCACAUUUAAUCAAGCACAUGUAUAAUGCAGCUCACUGUAAGAAAGACAAUAAUGUACAACCAUCCGCUUCUAGGAUCUUUCUUCAACUGCCCAACCAAAAAUGCACCUACAAAGACAGUCCUACUGUUCUCAACCUGUGGGUCGCGACCCUUUUGGGGGUCCAACGACCCUUACACAGGGGUCACCUAAGACCAUCAGAAAACACAUAUUUAUGAAGUUGCAAAGAAAAUAAUUUUAUGGUUGUGGGGGGGUCACCACAACAUGAGGAACUGUAUUGAAGGGUCGCCGCAUUAGGAAAGUUGAGAAUCACUGGUCUAGACACUCGAUCAUGGGGCUUGACUGGUUAUGAUCCUUUAAAUCUAUCUUCUCUUCACAACAUAUUUUGGAUUGGAAAUUUCUUCUUCAGAAAAAGAUGAUGUUGGCAAUGCGUUUGCCGGUGUGUCUGUGAGUGUGCUUAGACUCCUGUCCAGCCUGUUGCAGACGCACGAAGCCAAAGUGUUGUCCACCCUCACUGUUGUCCUGGGCCCCAUCUGGGCCCCUCUAGUUGGUAAGUGGACAUCUUCAUGAGCAGUGUCAAGAUGCUGUUCAAAACUUUUGACAUUUUUUUUCCCUUCUGGUACAAUUUUUGGAAGAACAUUUUUUUUAUUAUACAUUUUUUUUUAGUGUCACUCAUAGCAGCUUAACCCAGUGGUCGGCAAACUCAUGAGCCAAAAGAGCCAAAAAUCAGCAGCAGGAGAAUUUAAAAAAUUUUGAGAGCCAAAUUUCUUUUCAAGAACCAUGUUUUUUAGAGUCAAAACCAAUUGGUGGCCGACUGGCGGAGCCGCACGCAGGUCGUUAAAACAUAAAAUUUUUACUUUACCAUUUUGUUGAGAAGUUCCCGGCCUCAGUUUUUAAGGCCCCUGUUUGUGUCAGUUGUCAACAAGGUGUGAAAUGUUCCCCCAGAAUCCAUCUGCUCCAUGCUGGAUGACCACAGCGCCAACCGUCUGAUCCUGCACUCGUCCAGCUUGGACUUCUUGGCCCUGCUGUGCUGUGAAGAGAGCCGGCACUUGAAGAAGAACCCAGACAGGAUGAUGGAUGUGGCCACGAUCUCUGAGCUUUUUGAUGCCACACUGGGAUAUGGUAGGCCAGCAUUGACUUUUUAGUGUUUAAAACAAACACUUUUCAAGCAAAAUGCACUAGCUGAUAUGUUUAAUCUAUUCACUAUGAUGACAUACAAGCUGAUAUGUUAAAUCUAAUCACUCUAACAACAUAAAAGCUGAUAUUGAUUAAUCUAUUUACUCUGAAAAAAUAAAGUUAAUUUGUUGCUACUACUGCAAGUCGGCAGUUUGACAACUGGCAGUUUGACACCUGGCACUUUGACAUCUGACAGUUUGACACCUGGCAGUCUUGCUAGCUAUCUUAACCCCCAUCACCAUGGCCCUGUAUUUAUUAUUUCUGAAAAUCCCACCACCCCCCCCCCCCCCCUUGCUACUGUUGCAAGGCGGCAGUUUGACAACUGGCAGUUUGACACCUGGCACUUUUACAUCUGACAGUUUGACACCUGGCAGUCUUGCUAGCUAUCUUAACCCCCAUCCCCCUCGCCCUGUAUUUAUUAUUUCUGAAAAUCCCCCCCCCUCCCCCCGGCCAGUUUUCCCAGCUUUGCAACUAGUCAGAAUUUCGUAAUGUACGUUCUGCUAAUCUCUACGAAAGAAGGAAGCAAUAAAACCAAUUUAAAGGUUGACCAUGAAUGAGAAUAUGAUCAAAAUAUCUAACUUUUUCAAGAUCUCCACUAAAUGCACAUCUGAGAUGUGCUGUCAUUGUCCCAUCAUUCCAUCCAAAAGUCUAUUAAAUGUUGAUCCAUGAUGUGUUGUCAUUGUCCCAUCAUUCCAUCCAAAAGUCUAUUAAAUGUUGAUCCAUGAUGUGUUGUCAUUGUCCCAUCAUUCCAUCCAGAUGACACACCAGAGAAUGCCAAGGAAGAGAAAACAACAGGGAAAUUGGUCAGCAAAGUUUUAGUUGGACUGUUUGACACACUCACCAAAUCUGGACCUGAUGACAAGGGCGCUCGGGACAUGAACAGAAGGUUAAAGGUCGUCAGCGCCUUCAAGUCACUGCUAGCUGUGUCACAGUCGGCCAAAGAGUUCGCCUUGGAAGGUAAGCUUUGCAAUUCUUUAUGUUUAAAAAAAUUGUGUGUCUUUUGAUCCAAGAGCAAUAAGCUCAUUUUUAGGGAAAGACAAGAUCUCAUGAACUUGUGAAAUUUAUUUUUAGAAAUUAUAUAAACUCUCCAAACCAAAUGUUAAUGACCUACAACAGCAACUCUCAAAACCAAAUGUUAAUGACCUACAACAGCAACUCUCCAAACCAAAUAUUAAUGACCUACAACAGCAACUGUCCAGUUGAAAUGAGCUUGUUUUCAAUCUUUGUAAUCGCCAGCUGGACUGGUUGAGCUGACCACUGAACACAUCAAGCAAACUCACGCACAGCUGAACCUGGAGACACUGGACAUGGUCACAUCUGGGGGGAAAAAGGUUGGUCCAUAGUUGGUUCGUGGUUGGUCCACGGUUGGUCCACAGUGUUCUGGUUCCAAGUAAUGUGUUUCAACACUGAAGAUAAAAAUGAAUUUUCAAAAUGUAGUUUGAUUGUUUGGCUGUUAAGCCUUAUAAAACGUACGACUUUGUCUCUUGUUGUGAUGAAACUUGUAUACAUUAAGGAAUAUGAAAGGUGGCAUGAUUCAUCUCAUACCUUCCUAAAGUGAUAUAUGCUGUGACGGAGUGAUUAGAUUAAGGUGACCAAACGUCCCGUAAAAAUGGAGUUGUCACGUUUUUUUUUAACGAUUGUACCCGUUGUCCUGAAAAAGUCUCUCGGGAGGACGCUUAGGCGUCCCGUUUAUGUCCCGUUUUUUAAAACCAAACCCAUUUUCUAAUCACUUAAACUACCUAAUUUAUAGUUUAACUUCAAGUAUUAUUUGGGCUAGUUGUGUAGCUAGUGCCAGUAGUGAUGUGGGCUCGAGUGAUGGCUGCACUGUUCCCCCCUCCACCAGUGUCCCUGCCGCUAGAUCUUAUAUGUAAAUGUAUAGCGAAAGACACAAGACUUGAAGCUGCAAAGGGAGGGGGGGGCAUGUAGCUGUGCAGAAAACAAUUUUGAUUCCACUACCGCAACGUGUAAUGUGUUACUAUUAUGUGUGAUCCCUGCCGGCCGCCUGUUCGUGUCAGAGUGACAGGUGUUUGUUUUAGGUUUUGAACUUUAUUCUUUAAUUUUAUAUUAUCUUCUCAUUAGAACAAUCAUUAUGCCCAAGUGUCAAUGUAAGUUUAUGGCGGAGUAUUCCAAAGCGUGGAACUAUAUUAAAAAGGGACGCUAUGAAAGUGAAGCCGAGUGCACAGUUUGCAAUAAUGUUUUUAUUAGUGGUCAUGGUGGGCGUUCAGACAUAGAACAACACAUCACAUCAGUGAAACAUAUGACAGAGGAAAAGACUGAGUGCCCCAAGUAGAUUUCUAGGUUAGAUUUCAUAGUUAAAAUUAGCAUAUUUUCAAUAAACAGUUUCCGGCGGAGGCCUCCGGACCCCUCUUUAGCUGGAGGGUAUUCCGCCCCUCCCCUCGCGCCCCCAAAAAAUCGUUCUUGAAAGCGUCCUGUUUUUUACAAAUCAUGAUUUGGUCACUAGAUGUUUUUCACGGAGCACACCUUCAGAUUAAUGCCCACUGAUCCAUAUCUCUGUAAUUUCAGGAAGGUCCGUACUUACAAGAGUUGGUGAACAUGUUCGACUUCCUGCGUAAUUUUAUGUACAACAAUACGAGUGUCAAGGUAAUGGAUGAGAGGAGCAUUAAUUAUUUUCUAACUCUCAAAACAUUAGAAAAGUAAUGUCAUCACAGAUAAAAGUUAGAAAUGUACACCAGAGUUAGAAUUGUGCACCAGAGUUAGAACUGUGCACCAGAGUUAGAACUGUGCACCAGAGUUAGAACUGUGCACCAGAGUUAGAAAUGUGCACCAGAGUUAGCAAUGUACACCAUUGUUAGAAUUGUGUACCAGAGUUAGAACUGUGCACCAGAGUAGAACUGUGCACCAUUGUUAGAACUGUACACCAGAGUUAGAACUGUGCACCAUUGUUAGAACUGUAUAUCAGAGUUAGAAUUGUACACCAGAGUUAGAAUAGUACACCAGAGUUAGAACUGUGCACCAGAGUUAGAACUGUGCACCAGAGUUAGAACUGUGCACCAGAGUUAGAACUGUGCACCAGAUUUUCUUUUUAAAGACCAAAUAAUACUCUGCUAAAUUUUUUAAUCCAAUCGGGCAACUUUAUUUAAUGCUCUGCAUAGCCAGAUAAUUUUAUCUUAGAAGUUAAAACCCUUGAAGAGUCAAAGCAGUUAAAUUUGUUGCCAAAUAGUUGCAGCCUUCUGUUUUCUGGGCCAAGUCCACAUUGAUCAUGUCAUGCAACUCAUGUUCUGCAGGUUGCCUGCCACCGCAGCGGCAUCACCUUGGUCAUACAGAAGCUGUGGUCAUGGUGUCAGCAAGAACCCACCCUCCUGUCCAGUGUUCUGUCAUUCUUGAUAACUUACUCCGCCCAUUGCAACUCAGGUUCUUCUGCUGUUUUUAUUAUGAUUCUACGCCAUCUGAUUUGCUUUAUGUUCAAGUAAUAUUUCACUUCGAUAUAAAAUUUUGAAGGGAUACAACAUUUAUAUAUUUUUUUUUAAAAUCUAUUUAUUUUGAUUUAGACAUUUAAAAAAAAAAAAGGUUUACCUGUGAACUAUGAUAAGCAAAUGUUACAAUGGUGAGUUUUUAACAAAUCUUUUCCCGAUACAGCUGCUGGCUCACUUGCCUUGCCCAUCUCAGCUCAGACAGCCAGCCGUCCAGGUGGGCAGGGAACCCUCCUUCACUGCAUCCUAAAGUUGACCCAGAGAGAGUUGGACAGGGACGAGUGCUCGCCUGUCUUGAGGCUGACCUUUGCCCUCCUGACAAAUUUAGUCAUGAGUGCAGACUGUCGCCACAUUUUAUGGAAGGUGAGAACCCUCAAUUUUUAAAACUCAUGUAAAUUGUUUUUGGUCGCUGUUUGCAGCAAAUACUUCACGUUUUUGCUAAUUUUAUGCACUUUUUAGGGCAGGGAUCCUCAAACAUUUUAAUCAGGUAGGUCGUUCACUGCCCAGGAUAAUAGUCAACAAUAUUAUAUUACAAGAUUAUAGCAUGAUUGUAUAAACAAGUUACUAUACACACUUCACAAAUCUUAGUUGUAGAGCAACAAAAAAACAAACAAAAACAAAUACAUUUUAAAUUAAGAACAUUUGUCAUCAGCUUAAACUUAUUAGCAUAUCAAUGCGACGUGUGAACCUGCUUUUGGCUAAUGAGAUGGCCGAUGUCAGGUUCCUUGUUUAUAUUUGUACGGCGGACGGGGUUAAGGACCAUUGCAGGUUCGGAUCUGGUCCGUGGGCCACAGUUUGAGAAGCCCUGUGGUUAACCAAAGAAUUAAAUGAUUGCUCCAUAAUAUGGCAGCAGAUAAGCAGGAAAUAAUUGAGUGUUUUACAAUAAGUUACAUUGAAUUAUACUAUUUUCUUGUUCCACAAUUACCAAAAGCCAUCUGCUCAUUUGAUUUCAUCACAAUCUGGGCACUCAACUCGUUUUAUCUUUUGACUUAUAUUUUUAUAACAUAACUAAUAGCAAUUGUUUUAUCCAAAACAAAACUUUGCUACUUGUAACAACAGCUGUUAAUUAUAACAUUGAUGUGGUAUCAUUAUAAGAAUAUUGUCUAAUGUGGUUCUUCUUCUUGCGUUUGCUUAUUCAGCACUCCUAAUGAUAAUUCCAAUGCUUAUUGUAAAAAGCAUGAGGCCCAAUUCCAUGAAUCGCAUCAUAACAUAUUUAUUGAUGGAAUAUACACUUCGCAGAGUAUAAAAUAAAUCUCCUAAACUGGAGGAAACAUAACUGUCAUUGCCUUGUCACUUCAUGUACACAUAAUUAACUCAGAAUGCAAUAUACUUAUUACGGAUGUUCAGAGAUAUACACUUAAUGGGUGCAAGAACACAAAAAUCAAACUGCCAUGAUGGCCAUGUAUGAAUCACUUCCUGUCUUCUUGCACUUCUGCUCACGACAUAUUAAUACAUUUAACUUCCUGUUAAUUCCUAAAUUGUGAAAACAAUACAUCAUGUCAAUAUUUGAGCUGUUACACUGCUUAUACAUUUUUUUCUGGAAAACACUGUUAGCAUUAUAAUUAAUGUUUGCUCAACAGAAUAACUUUCUGAACCAGUUUUCCCGGCUAAACCCCAGGAGGACAAAAGGAAAAAUGCGAAUAGCAGUCGAUAUUUUAUGGUGUGAACUGUUCUCUGCGUUGUCAUUCAGCACAGACGGACAACAAAUUAUCCUCAAGACAUCAGGUCAGCAGCGUGAUUUUUGGGAAGAGCUAAGAUCAAAAAUAGCUUUAAAGUUAAUAUAAAUAUUUAUUGUCUGAGGGAUUUCAUUUCAUAAUUUACUCAUAAACUUAAGGAAAUUUGUAAAUGGUAAAAAAAAGUUCUUUCUUAAAAAAAAAAAUUGUAAAGUUAUUUUCUAUUCAAUCAGACGUUCUCACUGUUUUGAUGGACAUGAUGGAGGCAGGGCCCUCAAGAUGUCAGCACUGUGCUAUGCUAAUCGUUAGAAAUUUAUGUUGCCACGCCCCAAACAAGCCAAAAAUUCUGGCAGCCGGUAGGAACUACUCUUGCUAUCGUUUUUUGUUUUUUUCUGUUUAAAACUAACAUGGACGAGACAGAUGAGACAGACGAGACAGAUGAGACAGACGAGGCAGACCAGACAGACAAGGCAGACCAGACAGACGAGGCAGAUGAGACAGAUGAGACAGACGAGGCAGACCAGACAGACGAGACAGAUGAGACAGAUGAGACAGAUGAGGCAGAUGAGACAGAUGAGGCAGAUGAGACAGACGAGGCAGAUGAGACAGACGAGGCAGACCAGACAGACGAGGCAGAUGAGACAGACGAGGCAGACCAGACAGACGAGGCAGAUGAGACAGACGAGACAGACGAGGCAGAUGAGACAGAUGAGGCAGAUGAGACAGACGAGGCAGAUGAGACAGACGAGGCAGACCAGACAGACGAGGCAGAUGAGACAGACGAGGCAGAUGAGACAGAGGAGGCAGAUGAGACAGAUGAGACAGACGAGGCAGACGAGACAGACAAGGCAGACGAGACAGACGAGGCAGAUGAGACAGACGAGGCAGAUGAGACAGACGAGGCAGAUGAGACAGACAAGGCAGACCAGACAGACGAGGCAGAUGAGACAGACAAGGCAGACCAGACAGACGAGGCAGAUGAGACAGACGAGGCAGAUGAGACAGACGAGGCAGAUGAGACAGAUGAGACAGACAAGGCAGACCAGACAGACGAGGCAGAUGAGACAGACGAGGCAGAUGAGACAGACGAGGCAGAUGAGACAGAUGAGACAGACGAGACAGUCUCAAAAAGCUUAACUACUCAGACAAAAAUGAUAUAAUUAAUCAUCUUGGCACCCUCAAUAUUUAAAAAAGUAUUUACAACGUUUUACAUGAAGAAUCAAAAGCAAAACUCACAUGUUUGGACAAACACUGGAUUAAUCAAAGAUAGAAAAGAAACAAUUCAUUUCUAUAGUUUUCAAAUAUUUAUCAGGUUUUUUUUUUUAAAAUGUACAUGUAUUAUACAAAUUUCAGAUUUCUAGUUAACUUUUAAAUUUAAUUUAAGGCUGCAAUAUAUCUGAUCAUAACUUCCAAUUGAUAAUAGCUAUCGUUCGCUAUUAGACUAAAUUUUAUAAUUGUAUCUGCAGAUAAACUGAUCUCUGUGAUGAUGGGCCAGAUUGAGAAUAAGACAGAUAAAAAUAGACAGCUGGUUGCAUCGUCUGCUCUGUGGGCUCUGGUGCACAACAGUCACAAGGUGAUCACUUUCCUUUCAACUUUUUGUUCCACUUCCGCUUUGGUUUUUUUGUUUUGUUUUUUAAAUCUUUUAUUGUGCUCAAAGGAGUCUUCCUUUUAAUUAACUAUCAGGUCUAUGCUCAAAACUUUUAUCUGGGAAAAUAAUCCUAAAUGUGUUAUUAGAAUUUUUAAAAAUUCUUUUUGAAAUGAUGUUUUUUCAGUUAUACAUUGGAUGGGUGAAGUUGUUAUAUUAUUAUAUAUAAAUAUAUUACAAUAAAUAUUAUAAUACGUCAAACAGACGUGUUAGUGUUCAUUGAGUGUUAGCUAUAAUACAAUAAUUUAACAUGGUGGCAGCCAACUGAGACUAUGGCAGAAAGAAGUUGUUAUAAGGCUAGAGGCCUCCCCCCCCCCCCCCCCCCUCCCCCCCCCCCCAACCUUCUUUAAAUGUGAAGGAAGGGUGUGAGGAAUGGAAACUGUGGAAACAAAGGGGGAUGAACUAUUGCAUUGUAGCACAGGUCAACACAGAGGAUGAGGAAUAUAAAAAAGCUCUAUUCUUAAACACCAUAGGACCAGAGGGACUGACUAUUUACAAUGGCAUGCCUCUCAAAGAAAUUCAUAAUACACAGGACGUCAUAAAUGCAUUUGAUGACCAUUUCAUGGGAAGGAAAAAUGAGACAUCUGAAAGGUAUGUGUUUAAUAAUAGGAAGCAGAAAGCUGAUGAAACUUUUGAGGACUAUAUUGCACUAUUACGCACCUUAGCUGGAACGUGCAAUUUUUGCGACCAUAUGGAAGACUCUUUACUGAGAAACAGAAUCGUGGUGGGCAUAAAAGACAACAUAACUAGAAAAGCAUUAUUGCAAGAAAUGAAACUGACUCUGGCGACAUGUAUAGACAUAUGUCGAGCCCAAGAAGCAGCUAAUGUUCAAAUAAAAAUUUUAGAAGAGAACACGGUUCCAGGAGAGGAUGCAGCAGGUAGUCCGGACGAGGCCUUUGCUGUACUGUCUGGUAGGAGAAACACCAGAAGAUCAACACAGCUCAAAGUAACAAACGGUCCAAGUGUAAAUUUUGUGGACAGAUACACCUUUUCAAGAAAGAAUUGUGACCUGCAUGGGACAAACAAUGAACAAUCUGUAAGCUUAGAAACCAUUUUGCCAGCAAAUGCAACCAGAAGAAUUUGGGUGAAUGAAGAUAAUGAGGAAGACUACUCUUGAAAUGAGGAAACUGUACUUGCGGUGAACAGUAAACGACAUAGUAAGGUCAUAAAAGCUGAAAUGAUCAUUGGUGGGGAGAAGGCCAUGUGUCAGAUUGACUCAGGAGCCAGCGUUAAUGUGAUUCCGAGGAAGUUCAUAAAAACCGCAAAAGUUACUCCCACUACUACUAAACUCCGUGUUUAUCAUGGAAGCACACUCUUGCCGAUUGGAAAAGUAAAAUUAAUUGUUCAAAACCCCAGAACGAGAAAAAAAUACUGUGUUGAUUUCAAUGUUGUGAGAAAUAACCUGACCCCACUACUUGGAAAGAAAACUUCAGAAACAAUGGGGCAUAUUGACGUAUAUUACAAUAUUUUGGAAAGUGUCGAUAAGAUCGAUAAAAUAUCCAAGAAAUAAAGUUCUCCUAAAAUAUUUGAAAAUUUCAAGGAUGUUUUUAAUGAUCAGCAGGGAGACUUAACUGGAAUCGUAGACCUAGAGGUGAAUCCUGAGGUUACACCAGUUACCUGCCCAUCUGGGCGUGUGCCACUUGCAAUAGAAGCUAAAGUGAAAGCGGAAUUACAAUGAUUGACCAAAAGAGGUAUCAUCGAACCUGUUGACAAACCAACUGACUGGGUUAGUCGACUGGUGGUAGCCACAAAGAAAUCAGGAGAACACCGAAUAUGCUUGGAUCCUCGUCCUCUAAAUAGAGCACUUAAAAGAGAGUGUUUCGCUCUUCCCAUUAUGGAGGACAUAUUAACCAAAUUGUCCAGUGCCAAAUGGUUUUCUAAAUUGUACCUAGCUAAUGCUUACUGGCAUGUACAUCUUGAUGAGGAAUCAAGUCUACUAAACUACAUUUCAAACUCCUUUUGGGCGAUACAAAUGGAAUAGACUACCAUUUGGAACAUCUGUGAGCUCUGAGCUUUUUCAAAAAUGGCUUAAUGUUGCUCUUGAGGGACUUGAUGGAGUGAUAGGUGUCGCAGAUGAUAUCAUAGUGUAUGGUUCUGGCUACACAUUAGAAUCAGCGUCUUGUGAUCACGACAAGAACAUUAUUGCUUUGUUAGAAAGUUGGCGUUCUGUUGGAAUAAAGCUUAACAGGGGUAAGGCUGAAAUUAAAAUGAAGGAAAUUUCAUACCUGGGUCAUCGAAUCGCAGGUGAAGGUUUGAAAAUAGAUCCAGAGAAAGUAAGAGCUAUCAAGGAAAUGAAGAAACCAAUAGAUCCAGAGACAGUAAGAGCUAUCAAGGAAAUGAAGAAACCAAUAGAUCCAGAGACAGUAAGAGCUAUCAAGGAAAUGAAGAAACCAAUAGAGACAGUAAGAGCUAUCAAGGAAAUGAAGAAACCAAUAGAUCCAGAGACAGUAAGAGCUAUCAAGGAAAUGAAGAAACCAAUAGAUCCAGAGACAGUAAGAGCUAUCAAGGAAAUGAAGAAACCAAUAGAUCCAGAGACAGUAAGAGCUAUCAAGGAAAUGAAGAAACCAAGGAAUGUUGAAGAGGUAAGGCGUUUCUGUGGCUUUGUGAAUAAUCUCUGAAAGUUUCUUCCCAGACUAUCUGACACCCUUGAACCUAUUGGUCAACUACUACGUUGAGAUAUCCGGUGGUCAUGGUCUGAUAAGCAUGACACAGCCUUCUGUGAAGUGAAGUCCAUGGUGACAAAGGCUCCUGUGUUGGCAUUCUAUAAUCCCAGAAAAGAGGUAACAAUACAAUGUGAUUCGAGCCAAAAGAGACUUGGGGCUGUACUUGUGCAACAUGGUAAGCCCAUAUCCUACGCUGUCGGUCUCUGACUGACACCGAAACCAGAUAUGCACCGAUUGAAAAGGAAAUGCUAGCCAUUGUGUUUGCUCUAGAUAAGUUUCACCAAUAUACAUUCGGUCGGCACACUACGAUUGAAAGUGAUCAUAAGCCUUUGGAGGCAAUCAUAGCAAAACCUCUUUCAGCCGCUCCUCGUAGACUACAAGGAAUGAUGCUGAGAAUUCAAGAUUAUGAUAUAGAAGUGAAGUACAAAAAAGGAAAGGAGAUGCACCUUUCUGAUACACUAUCAAGGCCUACAUACAAUCAUCUGAGAGCAAUCAAGGUGAAUUUGAACAUAUAAAUAUGACCAGUUUUCUGUCCAUUCGUGAAGAAAAACUACGUAGACUGAAAGGAGAAACUGGAAAAGAUAACACCCUUCAAAGACUUAAAACUAUAAUUACUUCUGGCUGGCCUGAGGACACGCAUCUAUUGCAUGAUACACUAGCAACCUACUAUAGCUUCAGAGAUGAAAUGUCCAUUCAGGAUGGUCUGAUUUUCAAAGGUGAAGGGGUGGUAGUACCAGUGUUUAUAAGAUCAGAGUUGAAAAAGGCGAUCCAUUCAACCCACAUCGGCAUCGAAGGGUGUCUGAAAAGGUCACGUGAAAGUCUAUUCUGGCCAGGAAUGGCCGGUGAAAUCAAACAUUUCAUUUCAACGUGUGACAUUUGUCAAGCCCUUCAACCUGACCACCAGAAAGAGACUCUUAAUGAGUCAUGAGAUCCCAAGACACCCAUGGGAAAAAGUUGGUGUGGAUCUUUUUGAAUUAAACGGGAAAAAUGAUGUAGUCUGCAUGGACUACUUCAGCAAUUUUUUAGAGGUGGACAGAAAUCGUGGUGAGAAAAAUAAAGGCCCUAAAUCCUGAGAACCACCUGGAGGCCAUAUGCGCACCCUGAAGAUCCAAUACAAGUCCUGACAACAUACAAAGAACCCGAUCAGGACGGGAAAUAAAGACCACUAGGAUGAAAGUCUUUAUUUAUAAUUAGAUAAAGACAUUGUAUUAAUUUUUAUGUAUUUGUAUUACUGAUGUGAUAAGCCACCUCUUUCCAGAAAGGAGGGGGAUGUUGUGAUAUCACUCUUGUUGUAUUGUUAAGUUGCGUCCCCUUGUGUCAAUGCGUGAGGCCCGUGAAUGCUUGAGUUGAGAAGUCACGUGACCUUGCUUGUAAUAAAUUCAAUAAAGAUAUAGACACGGAGCUGAACAGACGUGUUAGUGUUCAUUGAGAGUUAGCUAUAAUACAAUAAUAUAACAGAAGUUAAGUUCUUUUAAAACAUGUUCUGUACUGCCCCCCUCAGGCUCGAAUACAGUUCAAGGCCGCUAACAUUGCACCCAGACUUGUGGAUCUGCUCCAUGACCUUCAAACCAGUGGGUCGAAAUCCAAGGUGACUACCAGCUGUUGUGAGAAUCUCAAAGCCAUAAUUUCUCAACUUCGGGACUAGAGUCAACACCUUCAGGCUGAUUGAUGACAGACUAUUAGUUUCUCCGUUUCCGAAUGAAAAAUAGUGCCAAAUCUAAUAUUGGAAAAAAUGUUCUCUUAUUAUUUAAUUUUAUGGUGGCAAUACUUUAAACAGAUUAAGACAUCACACUCGGCCAUACAAAUCCUUUGUGUGUGACAGGACAUGACGUCAGUCUCGGAAAAUUUAUCUGCUGUAUAGAAUAUUGACUCAUUGGAUUGGGUUGGUUGAUGAAUGUGACACGCCAGGACAAAAGCACGGUGGUCCUAUUUAAGUGGGAGCGCAUGAUGAAUGUGACAUGCCAGGCCAAAAGCAUGGUGGUCCUAUUUAAGUGGGAGUGCAUGAUGAAUGUGACAUGCCAGGCCAAAAGCACGGUGGUCCUAUUUAAGUGGGAGCACAUGAUGAAUGUGACAUGCCAGGACAAAAGCACGGUGGUCCUAUUUAAGUGGGAGCGCAUGAUGAAUGUGACAUGCCAGGCCAAAAGCACGGUGGUCCUAUUUAAGUGGGAGCGCAUGAUGAAUGUGACAUGCCAGGACAAAAGCACGGUGGUCCUAUUUAAGUGGGAGCGCCAAGUAUUUAAGUUCGAUGUCAAGAAAGAAGAAAAAAAGAUGUGGAACAAUCAAAAUUAAACUGUUUUAAGUGAUUAAAAGUUGGAACAACUGAUGCAUGUAGGUUUAAAGAUUUAUUUAUAUUUAGAAAAAUAAGUUUCUUGUAGCUUAAUUAAAAUAUUAGCAGGACGGCCAACAUAAAAAUUGUUACCAGAUAAAAUAUUACCAUUUGGCAACGGUUUUAUUCCAACAGCUGACUUUUUUUGUCAUCUGUAUGAGUUGUUGCACUCUGGCAACUUUUCUUUAUUAACAAGAAGUCACUGUGUUAAUGGUCAAUAGUGUGAAAACUAUACUACAUUUAUUUUCUUGAAGUUUUUCUAGCAUUAAAUAUUUAUUAUUGCAUAUUAUUUAUACAUGUGAUGAC
Molecule: messenger RNA, 33108 nt
Organism: Lymnaea stagnalis (great pond snail)
Lineage: Eukaryota; Metazoa; Mollusca; Gastropoda; Lymnaeidae
Source: the annotation of a GenBank genome assembly